Messenger RNA from Sugiyamaella lignohabitans, 2517 nucleotides. RefSeq names its product Irc5p (gene IRC5). The transcript has a single exon. Bases 1 to 2517 code for a protein of 838 amino acids. NCBI's taxonomy places the organism in Eukaryota, Fungi, Ascomycota, Dipodascomycetes, Dipodascales, Trichomonascaceae. The record is from RefSeq and is a predicted model, not a curated record. Gene Ontology annotation, biological process: lymphocyte proliferation; negative regulation of gene expression via chromosomal CpG island methylation; DNA methylation-dependent constitutive heterochromatin formation. Gene Ontology annotation, molecular function: ATP-dependent chromatin remodeler activity; ATP binding; chromatin binding. Gene Ontology annotation, cellular component: pericentric heterochromatin; nucleus.
AUGGAGACACCUAGUUCUUCUAAAUCGCCUUCUGGCACAUCCAGUCCUAUAGGAACCCCGGAUAUCAAAGAGCUGCAGGGACUUCAAUCAGAUAAGAGAUUACAACGAUUACAGUUUUUGGUUGAACGAUCUAAAAUUUACGCGUCUAUCUUAACACAGCGUCUGGCAAUACCUACUUCUGACUCAAAUGACCUUGGGCCAGGAAAUUUGGAGGAACAAACUUCAGAGAUAAGCACCCCGCCUACUACGCCACCGAGCACUAGGCACCAAAAGGAUGUUGAACCUCUCGUUAAAAGGCGUCGUGGUAGACAGUCAAAGGCAGCAUUAGCUGCUCAAUCUGCAGCCAAAUCUGCUUCAGCUAAAAACACCCAGAGAAGUAUUUUGAAUUUUGUUAAAAAGGAAAAGCGUUCAUCUCGAGACGAAGAUUCGAACGUUGUGGCAAAAGCUGCCCAAGCCCCCCUUGAACCAUCGAAAACAGGUACAGGUCAGCCAACUCUUAUCACUGGUGGUACUCUUCACCCUUACCAAGUGGCUGGUGUUCAAUGGAUGGUUUCAUUAUUUGAAAAUGGUCUUAAUGGUAUUUUGGCAGAUGAGAUGGGACUGGGUAAGACUCUACAGGUAAUUUCAUUUAUCGCCUAUCUUAUUGAACAUUCUAUUCCUGGUCCCUUCUUGAUUGCUGCUCCACUAUCAACUAUCGAGAACUGGAUUAAAGAAUUCAACAAAUUCGCACCUGGCAUUCCUGUCAUUAAAUACCAUGGUACGCCUGAAGAAAGGGCUGAAAUUAGGAAUAAUCACAUGAAUAGGAAGAGAGCGACCGACAGAGCGUUCCCGAUUAUCGUUACGAGUUACGAGAUUAUUAACAAUGACGCUAAGUUUCUUGGACAUUACGAGUGGAAAUAUAUUAUUGUCGAUGAAGGUCAUCGUUUGAAGAAUAUGAAUUGCAGACUGAUAAAGCAGCUGAAAAAAUUCGACUCAGCAAACAGGCUGUUACUAACAGGAACGCCUCUACAAAACAAUUUAGCAGAAUUGUGGUCUUUGCUCAACUUUUUGUUACCAGAUAUAUUUACUGAUCUUGAGCUAUUCCAAGCAUGGUUCGAAAGCGCUGGCUCAGAUGAUGGAGACUUUAUCGGUUCAGCUGGCGAUAACUUAAUAUCAAGUUUACAUGCCAUUUUGAGACCAUUCUUAUUACGCAGACUCAAAACAGAUAUUUCUAUGUUCUUGCCCGAUAAAAGGGAGUACAUUAUAUAUGGCGGCCUAACAGACGAACAAACUGAACUGUAUGAGAGAAUUUUGCAACGUACGGCAAGGGAGUAUGUGGUCGAUACAAUUUAUCAACACCGGGAUGCAAAGUAUGGAAAAGAUAGAAACCGCGCAAAAAAGACUACUGGGAAUGGUAUGAAAACAUCACCACAAGCUGAUGAGCAAAGGAACCCAGAAACGGGACGUCCAAUCCGUUCCACUAGAAGCAAAGGAAUCGAAUCAAAACAUAGUAGUCCUAGUAGGUCGAUUCUUAGGCGUGGUGCAAAGACUCGCGCGCUAGCCAAUCAAAGUAUUGACGAUACUGAGGAUGAUGACCUCCAGGAUGAUGACGAGUUCAUAAAGUCUCUUCAAGCUAAAGCCGACGCAAGAUUAUCAGCCAGUAUUCAGGAGGAGUAUAAUGAUGAGACUGCAAGACUAAUAAAACAAGCGAACAACGAGGCGCGAACUAAAAGCUUCCAAAACCUUGUCAUGCAGUUGCGAUUAGCUUGCAAUUCACCGUAUUUAUUCUAUUAUCCUUGGUCGGCAGAUGAACCGGUAGACGAUAAGAUUAUUACCGUGUCGGGUAAAAUGAUGUUGCUAGACAAACUCGCCACAAAGCUUUUAGAAAAGCAACAUAAGAUACUCAUUUUCAGUCAGUUCACCAAGAUGCUAGAUCUUCUCGAAGACUGGGCUUACCUCAAAAAUUGGAAAUAUUGUCGGAUUGAUGGGUCGACGGACCAAAAAUUCAGACAAGAGCAGAUGGAUGUCUUCAACUCAGAUUCGAGUUAUAAACUAUUUUUACUUUCGACUAGAUCAGGUGGUCUAGGAAUAAAUUUGACCUCGGCAGACACGGUGAUAAUAUUUGAUAGUGAUUGGAAUCCUCAACAAGAUUUGCAAGCCAUGGAUAGAGUACAUAGAAUUGGUCAGACAAAACCGGUCGUUAUUUAUCGACUUGCAACCUCAAAUACGGUGGAACAGAAGCUUUUAGAGCGAGCUGGAGCAAAGAGGAAACUCGAACAAGUUGUUAUUGAAUCUGGCCGAUUCAAGGGAUUUGGUUUUGAGGGAGCUAAUCAAGAGGAAACAGUCGAAAAUAUGAAGAAAGAGCUGAAUAAGGGCAAGGCUGCUUUCAAGUCCUCUAUGGAAAUCUCUAAUAAAGAUCUUCAAAUUAUAAUGGACAGGUCGCCCGAGGCCUACCAACGUGCCCGAGAUGGUGCUGAGGGACUUUCUGAACACAUUGCGUCAAUUAUAUCUGCAACCAAGCCUAAGGGCUUACUAUAA